UUGCAGUUUUUCCGACCGGAUGCGACUUUCCGCAAACGACAGGACGACAUCGCGUUUAUUAUUUUCUCUGGAAAUUAAUUACCGCUUGAGGGGAAAAAUGCCGGUGAAUUGUAUAAAAUAGUGUAAAUUCAACGGUAGCUUAGAAAUCAUGCUGCCUUGUCUUCGUUCUCAAUUAGAUAUUUUAAACAGUACUUUUGCUAACCAGAAAGCACUAUAUUGCCAAAGUGGCACUGUCAGAUCCUGAAAGCCAUGAAUCUCAACGUUCUGUUCGUAAUUUUGUCGAUGUUUUUGGUUUUCGUUGGCAGAGCAGACUCUGCCCACCGGACGGACACAAACACCUCCCCGCUUGUAACGCGGGAGAUCUUUCAGAAAGCCAUAGAAAAAGCCGGUUACGGAAUGUCCACGUACCAGCAGUAUAAGCCUCUUGUCGUCACCGCUCAGUCCAAAGCCAAGAUCAGCUCAAUGCGGGAACUAGCCAUGUUUAUCGCCAACGUCCUCCAGGGAACCGACGGCCUGUGGACCACGGAUGGGACGUCGUGGUCCGGUGCUCCCGACCCGGCGCAUCCCAAUCGAGAUUACCACGCACGAGGAUACCUGAUGAUGCGUGGAUUCCCGCUGUACAAGGAAGUAUCAAAGGGACUGUAUGGCGAUGACCGGUUGGUGAAGAACCCGGCUCUCGUAACCAAGAACCCGGCAGCUUGGGACACGGCGUAUUGGAUUUGGGCCAACAAGGUGCACAAUCGGCCCGGCAUUGCUGAAGGGAAAUUCGGCGUUUCCCGAAAGAUUCUCAGUGAUGACAGAGACUGCGGGAGUAAUGCUGUGGAUCGUGACCAUGCGACGGAAAGCUUUCAGUUUUAUUCAGCGCUUUUGAGCGUCUUCGAACCUACUAGCAAACCUGAUAAAUCCGGUUGCUAAACCGUGCUGAAAGAAAUUACCUGCAGCGACGUGUGUUUUUGAAGAUGUUUGUCAAAAGAUCCUUUUUUGCAAUGCAAAGUUACCUUUUGCGAUAAACGCGAAGUCUAAGUGCAGUGUUUAUGAUUGUUACUGUAUUAAUGUUAACUACUAGAAGUAGUGACAAAAUUUAGCAAGCGAAGAACUUGGCAUACUUUUAUGCAGGCCAUUGCAUUUUUAUACGUAUGACUGCGGCGAUCACAGUUGACUGAUGAAUUUAUGCA
Molecule: messenger RNA, 1175 nt
Organism: Paramacrobiotus metropolitanus
Lineage: Eukaryota; Metazoa; Tardigrada; Eutardigrada; Parachela; Macrobiotidae
Exons: 2
Coding region: 250-915 (221 amino acids)
Source: RefSeq, a predicted model, not a curated record